CUCAAGUAUGCUAUACCGCAUGAACCUAAAGAUACCCUUCAAGGGGGUGCGCAUGCGUGUGGUCUUCCUUUCCAUCGUCGCCAUAUUUUGCAUAAGUGUCAUCUUCUUGAACGUCAAACAGUUUCGGCAGGAGGGCACUAGCCAGGACAUCGAAGAUGCAUAUCGGGCAACAUUGAUGCGAAUGGAUUAUCUGGACAUCUUGGAGGCAAGGGAGGAACAAGAUCUAGAUUCUAGAGAUAGCAAAACAGAUCAAAGUUACAAGGUGAAGAGUGAUAGAAAUGGUGAGAAGGAAGAGGACUUUGUCGAGGAAAAGGGUAACAGUGAUUUCGUUCCUUCUCUGGGUUUAUCACACAAAGGCGGGCAUGUCUCCGUUUUGGACGACAAAGGCAGUCGGGUGGUGGAACUUUUAGGCGGAAUAUCAUGGCAGGAAUAUUCUGCUACUGAAAAGAGUGAGAGUGAACUAUCGGUAGGAAACAUUGAAAAGGGGGGAAGAAAAGUAAUAAAGGGAGAAGAAGGGACGAUGGCAGGCAAUGACGAAAAGAUACAUCAUGCUGUGGACGUUUAUGACACAAGUCGGGCGGACACGGAUCGGAUUUUAGAACAGAUAAACUUUGGUCCUAAGCGCACGAAUACAUCUCAUGUGUACACGAUCAAAACCGGGGAAGGGAUGGGCGUGCCGGAAGGAAGACAGAAGUUCCUGGACGAUGGCUGUCAGUUCACUAACUGCAAGGUGGUCAGCUCUGGUAGUAAUGAGAACAGGACUGACGCCGUGCUGUUUCGUGCGCACGAUUUGCUCGCCAUGUCUGACUUGAUGAGGUUCCGGAGACCCGACGAUGUGUGGAUUUUUUACGAGCUGGAAAGUCCUCUAGUUACGUUCAUCCCCGAUAAAGCGGAUGGUUUGCUUAACUGGACGGCUACAUAUCGCAGAGAUUCCACCAUAGUGGCACCUUACGAGCGGUGGCUGCCAUUUCCCAACGCCUCACUUGUGUGGGAGACGGGUGAGGAUGGGCUUUGGAAAGAAAGGAGGACCGCAGUGUUGGAGACGAAAGGUACACCCUUGAAAAAUUAUGCAGAGGGCAAGACAAAACUAGCUGCUGUGAUCAUGUCUAACUGUGCCCCGAGGAAUGACCGACUUCAAUACAUCCACAAAUUACAAUUGACAUUUGUUAAAUUCCAGGAAUACGUCCAGGUAGAUAUGUUCGGGCGUUGUGGGACUAGCAAGUGUGACGGAGAUUGUUUCCAGAUGAUUCGUAGCCACUACAAGUUCUACCUGGCUUUUGAGAAUGCCAACUGUCACGACUACAUUUCAGAAAAAAUGUUCAUCAACGCGCUCAGCUAUGACGCAGUGCCAGUGGUGCUUGGGGCUCGCCCCUCUGACUACCGACGCUCCGCCCCUCCACUAUCUUACAUACAUGUGGACGAUUUCCCCUCCAUGAAAGCACUGGCUGACUAUCUUACGAUGCUUGACAGAAACGACACUCUGUACAACGAAUACUUCCGGUACAAAGGUACCGGCUCGUUCAUAGACACCAAGUUCUGGUGCCGCCUUUGUGCCAUGCUGAACGACCUGGAUAAACCCAGGCUGCAGAUCCCAAGUCUCAUGGAGUGGUGGUCCAAGGAACAGUGUCUGCCUCACGGCCGGGCCUGGGACACCAACUUCCCCUCUGACAUCACAUACUUCAACUGACGUAUUCGACCAUCACAGACUUCAACUGUCGUAUUCGGAAAUCACAGACUUCAACUGUUGUAGUCGGAAAUCACAGACUUCAACUGACGUAUUCGGAAAUCACAGACUUCAACUGACGUAUUCAGACAGCACAGACUUCAACUUCCCCUCUGACAUCACAGACUUCAACUAACGUAUUCGGACAUAUCGUUCACGUCCGUGGGUGGUUGGCGUGUCCUCUACUGCAGUCACUCUUUUCCACGAUAAGACACGAUAAGACACGAAAUGACACGAAAAGAAAUGCUCUAAAACACGAAAAGACAUUCUGUAUAUAUAUAUAGAGAGAUAAAGGUGUUCGCCUCUCAUUCAAUAGGUCCCGGGUUCGAAUCCGGAUAUAAGGGUGGGAAAUUAUUCUUUUCCAAAUUGUCUCCUGACACCCCCUUUCCUGCUCUCUACUAAUGUUUUGUCGUCUGUUUUCGCCUCCUCCUU
Molecule: messenger RNA, 2155 nt
Organism: Aplysia californica (California sea hare)
Lineage: Eukaryota; Metazoa; Mollusca; Gastropoda; Aplysiida; Aplysiidae
Product: glycoprotein 3-alpha-L-fucosyltransferase A
Exons: 5
Coding region: 8-1687 (559 amino acids)
Cellular component (GO): membrane
Molecular function (GO): alpha-(1->3)-fucosyltransferase activity
Source: RefSeq, a predicted model, not a curated record